AUGCCCCACCAACCCCCGCCGAUAAACACAGGCGCACAGCUGUGGGCCAGGGGUGCUAUAUUCCAUGGCCUGCGUAAGUUGUCUACUUUCCCCCCUACUAGUUUACGACGGGCGACGGAGAGCUAAUUGAAAACCGUGCAGGUUGGGAAUUCCAUGGUGAACGCAACAUAUCCGCUCCUGCUCCUCGCCGGAGGCGCGGAAACUAGUGCGGGGUCUAUAAAAGGCGCAUUUUAGUAGCUGGAUGCGGUAUUACUGUCAGGGUGGCACAUAAAAUUUGCUGUUCGACUACCGAGCUUGGAAGACCUUCCACAGUUACUUCGGGAUGCCUAUCGGUUCGCUUUCUAUGGGAGGCCAGGGGUUGGGUUCGUGGAUUUGCCGGCGGAUUAUAUCUAGGGUGUGCCGAAGGAGGUUGUGCAGAUUGAACGGGUGGAGGAGCAACCACGGAUUCUUGGCGACGAGCGGAGGGUGAUGGCGGUCGCGGAGCCGUUGAAGAGGGCAGAGAGACCAUUGAUUGUUAUUGGGAAGGGCGCGGCGUGCGCGAGGGUCGAGGGGGUAUUGAGGGAGUUUAUCGAUGCGUGAGGAUUCGCUGCUUUCUGCUGCCUAGCCGCCUGUUGGAGGGUUCGUUGGGCUGACGAAGGCGGUAGGACUAAAAUCCGCUUCCUUCCAACCCCUCAAGGAAAGGGUGUCCUCCCAGAUAACCACCCACUCAACACUUCCUCCGCCCGCUCUGCCGGCCUCGCAGGCACAGACGUCGUCCUUCUCGUGGGUGCCCGGCUAAACUGGAUGCUACACUUUGGAGAGCCGCCAAAGUGGUCCGCGGGAGUACGCAUAGCCCAAAUCGACAUCUCCCCCGAAGAACUCGACCGCGGCACCACCGAUCCAACACUCUCAAUUCAUGGGGACAUAACCUCCGUAACCCCACAGCUAAAGCUCCACCUCACAAAUUACCACCGCGUCUCCUCCCUCUGGAGCAACACACUUUCCACCUCAGCUGCUAAAAACUUAGCCAUAGCCCGGGCGAAAGCCUUGACGCCAACAAACCCACUAACAUACCAUCCCACCUUCGCCUCAUUAAGUCGGCCCUAGAAUCAUUAUCCCCGGGUGGCGCCGACAACCUAGUCUACAUCUCUGAAGGUGCCAACACAAUGGACAUCCCCCGCAGCAUCUUCACCGUAUCACAACCCCGCCAGCGCCUGGAUACCGGCACGUACGCUACAAUGGGUGUCGCUGAAAUGGCCUACAACCACACCCAUGAAGCCACCCCCUCCCCCUCCUCUCCACCAUUAGAAAAAGGAUUAUAUCCAUAGAAGGCGACAGCGCCCUCGGCUUCUCCCUUCCUGAAAUCGAAACCAUGUCCCGCUACCGCCUCUCUAUCAUCAUUUUCGUCCUUAAUAAUGAAGGUGUAUACCACGGCAUAUCUGACAACACCCCUAGCUGGGGCGCGACCGGUGGGAUCGGGAUAAACAAGGGAAGAGGCGGGGCGUUCUCCUCAUGAGCACCGCUCUGGGGUUUGAGGCCGGGUAUGAUGUUGUUGCGGGGGGGUUGGGUGACAGGGGAUGGAGGGUUGCGGAUGAGAAGGGACUGGUCAGGGCUGUGCAAGAGGCGUGGGAGCAUAGGGAUGGGCUGAGCGUUGUUAGUGUUAUUGUUGCUUCCGGGGUUGGGGGGGAUUUGGAAUUUGGAUGGUUGGGGAAGGGGAAAAGAGGG
This is a messenger RNA of Tuber aestivum (summer truffle), 1704 nucleotides long. NCBI's taxonomy places the organism in Eukaryota, Fungi, Ascomycota, Pezizomycetes, Pezizales, Tuberaceae. The record is from the annotation of a GenBank genome assembly.